AUGAAAGGUUAUGUUGGUGAUGAUGAAGAUGGGCCCAGACCAGGUUGGGUGGUGGUAGGGUUAGGACAGAUUUGGUCGGGCUGUGUGGCUAAUGGCUAUAAAAGCUCAACUUUACAGUUCCACAGCACAUUCGUAACCAUAUCUCCCUUUGCUUUCAUAAUAGCCAACCCUCACCCACCCUCAAAAAUGUACAAACUGGUUGUAUUCGCCGCCUUCCUGGCCGUAGCCGCUGCUGCCCCUGGCCUUUAUGGUGCUCCCAUUGCUGCAGCUCCCUGGCCUGCUCCCUGGGGCCACGGUAUCGUAGGAGCACCCUUAGUUAGCACCGGAAUAGUCAAAACAGCUGUUCCUGUUGCUUCCUCUUAUGCUAACACCGUCAGGAUCGCUUCUCCAGCUGUUGUUGCUGCGCCAGCGCCUAUCGUCGCUGCUCACGCUCCAAUCAUCGCGGCACCAGCCCUUGCCCACGGGUGGUAA
Molecule: messenger RNA, 471 nt
Organism: Parnassius apollo (apollo)
Lineage: Eukaryota; Metazoa; Arthropoda; Insecta; Lepidoptera; Papilionidae
Source: the annotation of a GenBank genome assembly